Molecule: messenger RNA, 3370 nt
Organism: Lepisosteus oculatus (spotted gar)
Lineage: Eukaryota; Metazoa; Chordata; Actinopteri; Semionotiformes; Lepisosteidae
Source: RefSeq, a predicted model, not a curated record
CGUUGGACUUCUUUAGCAUGAGCAAAUCUACAUAAAGGAGUUAUGAUUAUUAAUUGUUGUAACGCUUCUAAUUUUCCUUGGCUUCGGCGCGUUAACGUAUCGAUGAAUAAAACAACACUUCACUGCUGUGUUUCGUAUUGGCUGCGCUCGGAAGCCUCUCUUUCGUGCAAACUCGUUUUCUUUCGGUAAUUUUCGCUAGGCCUCCUUCCUGUGUUUUGAUCCCGCAAAAAGAAAAAAAAAAAGAAGCCAUUUCCUAUCGGCUUUGUUUAUUCUCGACAUACUUUAAAAAAAAAAAAAACAUCCCGUACUAUUGCGAACCAACACGUUGUCGAUUUGGGGUUUUAUCAAGAAAAAGGGAUAUCAUCCGUUACGCUGUUUGGGAGAGUGGACACUUUACCCUCCCGGAUUCGCUCGGACAUAUUCGGCCUAACUCGGUCGUGGCCGGAGAAAUGGAUGAAUCUGAAUUGGCUACGAAGGGGCUCGGGUUAGAGGAGGCGCCCGAAAGCGCUGCUGCUGUGCCCGGCGAGGGGGAGGACUCGGAUACUGAAUCGGAGGCCGAAGUUACAGCGAUGACAGUAAUGGGUGAACCGGGGCACAUCGAGAUCGGAGCCGAGUCCUUGCCGAACCCAGACGAGGCCGAAACGGCGUUUGCAGACGUGACCACUGUGACUGUAGCAGAUGUGGCAGGUCCAGGAGAUAACGUGUUCACGACUUCAGUUGCAAGCGCAGCCUCCAUUUCUGAGCAUGUUCUGACUGGAAGGACUACCUUGCAGAUAGGAGACCCUCUAAACACCCAAAAGGCCACUCUGAUUGUGGUUCACACCGAUGGUAGCAUUGUAGAUACUUCAGGGCUGAAAGGACCUGCUACACCGAUUUCCCCAGGUCCGCAGACCCCAUCAACUCCAAUAACACCAGGUCCUGAGAAAGAUGGGACAAAAUAUAACUGGGACCCCUCUGUGUAUGAGAAUGAGCUGCCUGUAAGAUGCAGAAACACCAGUGGACUGCUGUAUAAGAACAGGCUGGGCUCUGGGGGGAAAGGGCGCUGCAUCAAGCACAACAAUAACUGGUACACCCCUACUGAGUUUGAGGGCAUGUCUGGCAGAGCCAGCAGUAAAGACUGGAAGAGGAGCAUUCGUUACGCAGGCAGACCUUUGCAGUGUCUGAUCCAGGAUGGGAUCCUGAAUCCUCAUGCUGCCUCAUGUACCUGUGCUGCCUGCUGCGAUGAUCUGUCCUUGUGCACCAAGAAUGGGGAUGGGCCAUCUUUGAGAGGGGAGAACAUAAAUAUGACUGGUCCUGUAAGGCUGUUUGUCCCAUACAAAAGACGGAAGAAAGACAAUGAGCAGCCAUCUAUACCGGAGAAGAAGGAGUCCCAGUCCCCCAAGAACAUCACCCUCCUCCCCGCAGCAGCUGGGACGACCUUUACAGUUUCACCUUCUGGGCAGAUCACGACCUCAGGCACGUUGACCUUUGACAGAGCGUCCACAGGUGACACCACAACCAUCAUUUCCGAGAGCCCAGCACAAGCAGAUGUGUUCACUGGGACAACAGUCCUGACAUCCCUUCCUGCUCUGGCCGUGAAUCAGUCCAUCCCGGCCAAAGCCGUGUCGCCCAGCUUGGUCAACGGCCUGGAUGUGAGUGAGCAGAGGAACUGGCUGUACCUGGAGGAGAUGGCCAACUCGCUGAUCAGCACGGCGCAGCAGCUGAAGGUCCUCAUUGAGCAGGCCAAGCAGGCCAGCCUGGCCAGCCGAGAGGUGACCCUCACGCAAGCCAAGGGGCCGCAGGAGAGGAAAGACGCCUUCCAGAAUCAAAUAUCAUUUCAGCCUACAGAGGACACAGAUGUAAAAACUGAGAUCAUCAUUAAGCAAAUGUGUGUGAACUGUGGGCGAGAGGCCAUGAAUGAAUGCACUGGCUGCCACAAGGUCAAUUACUGUUCCAUUUUCUGCCAAAGAAAGGACUGGAAGGAGCAUCAGCACAUCUGUGGCCAGCAUACCACCACAGUAUCUGUUCAGGACGAGGAUGUUCAGAUUACAGACCUGGACAUUGAGAAAGUAAAAGUCUAGCAGCUGGUCAAUCUACAAGCCUUUGAAGAAGAGAAGUGUUGGUUUUGUGCUCUAGAAAAAUGAGCAUUAUCUGUCAUCUUGAGAACAUUGAACAUUUAGUCUGAAGUGUUAGCAGUGAGUCAUUCAUUGCCUGUUUUUUUUUUACUUCCCCUUACCUCAUGGGUUACCUUAUUAGGACUGAUCUCAUGAUGCAUUUUUUACUGCUUUCAUUUAAACUUAUGUUUUUUUUUUAUUUAAAAAAAAGAAAAGUUACUAAGCACAGGAGUAUUUUUCACUUGAAACGACCAAGUCUUGAAAUAUCAGUUUGUCACUCUUGAAAGAUCCUGUCAGAAGUACAUUUUUUUUUGUUUUAUUCCCCAAUUCCACUUAUUAUAUAUACAUCUGAUCAGGAAUUGCCAGUUGUGAGGCAGUUUGACUCAUGGCUGCAAAACGUGUCGUGCACAAGGAGAAGGAGGACUUGAGUACUCACUCCUCUGAUGCAUCCUGCAAGCUCUCCAGUGCCUUGAAGUCGAGAGGGCAUGGACUGAAGAAGUGUCUGUCACUGGAGCAGUGCAAGCAUGCAGGGCUAACGGGGAUCUGUCAGGACAUUCUGUUGUGUUGCAAAUCAAGGGAACUCUGACUCAAACCCAGCCAGCUUUGGUGGUGCUGCUCCCGAUGUCUGCCAUACUGAUUACCCGGAUUCAAACCUGCAACUUCUGAUCUGUCUGGCUCAACCUGUGAUCCAAUCAUCUUUACUGGCAGAACCACUCAGGAUCCCCUCUGUGUUUGAACUAUGAACACAUGAAGAACCCUUAUUCCUGCUUACAGGACCCUGUUCCCUUAUGACCUGUGAGGACCUUCACGUUGCCCAGACAUGACUUACUGUAAACGUGCUUUGCCUGAAAUGUGAAGUUCUUAAGUAUUCAGUCAUGUGAAAUGUUCAGGUGCUGUUUUGUGUUAGGUGCUGAAAGAUGUGUGAGAGAGUCACCUCAUGAAACAUCUAGAAUCAUCAGUUAUUUUAGUAUGCUGUGUGCUUUGUAUAAAAUAUUAUUUUUAAAUUAUUUUUAUAUCAAUAUUCCAUCUAUAGCUGUAGUAGGAAAAAAGAUUGAAUACACAAAUUUUGACACAUAGCAAGUACAAUGUGUGUGCCUUUAAUAUGCACAAAUGCACAAGUUCCUGACUAUUCACUUACAUAGCUUUUUUUUCCCUAAACCACAUGUUUUCCAGUUAAAAAAAAAUACUCAUUGUUUCAACAGAACUUACUAUUACAGAAACAGGGAAAACCUGAACUGGAAAAAGCUUUGAAAUAAAAAUGGUCUGUUUCAUCAUUA